Messenger RNA from Ilyonectria robusta, 177 nucleotides. RefSeq lists its product as uncharacterized. The annotation marks the transcript as partial. The record is from RefSeq and is a predicted model, not a curated record. The transcript has a single exon. NCBI's taxonomy places the organism in Eukaryota, Fungi, Ascomycota, Sordariomycetes, Hypocreales, Nectriaceae.
AUGUCAACUGAGGACUGGGUCACGGUCACAAGAUAUAUGGAGAUAUUAAAACCGUUGAUGCUGGUCACAAAGAAACUCGAAGGGUAUCCACGGCAGGGCCGCAACGGCCUUAUGUGGGAGGUGUUGCCUUGCUAUGAGUUUCUCUUGAAUCAUCUGGAGCGCCUAAUGGAGCAAUAU